UCAAGCAGGGAAGAAUGGUUGAAGAGAAGCGCGAGCUGAGCGGCGAGGGGGCGGCGGCGGGAGCGCCCAAGGAUGGAUCCGCCUGAGGUGUGGGAUCCUUAUAGCCGGCCGGCCCGCCGAACCCAGUGGCUGGUGAGCGCCUUGGCUUACCACUACGGGCUAGACCGGGGGGUAGAGAACGAGAUCAUCGUGCUGGCCACAGGCUUGGAUCAGUACCUGCAGGAGAUCUUCCACCACUUGGAUUGCGAAGGCGAAGGCAAGAUCCCCGGCGAGGAUUUCCAGACCCUCUGCCUGGUGCUGGGGCUGCAAGACGACGAGGAGGAGGCGGCCGCCGACCCGGAGGAAUGCGCUGGCCUCUGCGAGAACCUCUCGGCCGAGCUGACUUUCCGACAGUUCCAUGCCAAGCUGUGCGGCUACUUCAGCACUAAGGCCGGCUGCAAGCUGCCGGACCAGGGCGUCCCGGGGGUGAACAGACUACCUCUGGGCAAGGAGAGCGAACACAUCGAGACCCAGAUUCGCCUCCGCAGCCCGCUCCGCCGUCGCCGGGAGCAAGCUGCGGCGGGACGCAGGGCGGCGGGCAAAGGCUGCCCGCGGAGCAGCGGCGCUCGCUCGUGCUCCUCCUCGCCGCCCGGGUCGUGCUCCCGGGAAUGCUAUGAAGAGAUCGUGGCGCUGGAGCAAGCGGAGGAUCGCAUCGUCAAGCUGGAGGACGAGAACGCCAGCCUGCGCGAACUGGUGGAGGACAUGAGGGCGGCUUUGCAGAGCAGCGAUGCCCGGUGCUUGGCGCUCCAGGUGGGAUUGUGGAAGAGCCACGCACAGCAUAAGAAAAAUGGGACUUGCUUUAUAGGCAGCCGGAGACAACAGGUUAACAAUAGAUUUCAGACUUCCAAGUGCCUUCAGAGUGUUCUAAAAGAAGUUGAAUUAAUCCGAACUUCUAGAGAUGGACAAAUCGAAGAAGCAAUUAAGUUUAACCAAGAACUGGAAAAAGAACUAAGGAAUUCUCAUGAAGCCCUCAUAGCCCUGGAAGAUUGCAACCACAGCUUAAAAAGAGAGCAGGCAGAAAUGAGGAAGAAAGUUGAAGAAGCAAGAUGUGUUAUCGUUAACAGCCUUGGAAAAGUAAAGGAGCUAGAAACUAAAGCUCAUAAAGUGUCCCAACUGCAGAUCUAUAUCCAGCAGCUAGAAUCUCAGCUACAGUAUUAUAGGUAA
Messenger RNA from Thamnophis elegans (Western terrestrial garter snake), 1203 nucleotides. Its product is annotated as EF-hand and coiled-coil domain-containing protein 1-like. The coding region runs from base 73 to 1203 and encodes 376 amino acids. Gene Ontology annotation, molecular function: calcium ion binding. NCBI's taxonomy places the organism in Eukaryota, Metazoa, Chordata, Lepidosauria, Squamata, Natricidae. The record is from RefSeq and is a predicted model, not a curated record. The transcript has 2 exons.